AUGCUUGCGAUAAGACCACCUUUGGAUAGAGCGAUAUGCCCAGCGUGUAGGUUGUUCUCCUCCCUUUCAAGGAUCUCUUGCCCGUCAGAGCCCUCGACAAGUCAAAACACAUCAAGAUCAAUCAUCUUCAAUUCACCUAUAUACAAUCCACCUUCGUCAAGUACUUCUAUCAAGCCCCUGAAAUACCUUCGACGGGAGUACGAGCAUGGUCCAGAUAUAAGAGGGAAACUAAAGGAGAAAGAGACAUUAAUCAAAGAUGAUCCAUAUCAUGUUAUGCUCAAUUCACCUAUUAGGCAAUGUAUAGUAACCCGCCAGAAACUCCCAUCAGCGUUUAUGGUAAAUCUCCGUCCGACCUAUUUCCCUCCUUCCUCAAAAGACUCAACAGGAUCGCUCAAACUCCUACCCGAUCGGAUAAUCACAAGGGGCAGGACAAAGAAAGGUAAAGGACUGUGGGUAAGCUGUCAUAGCACAGUGAUACAGCAUUUGUUGAGUGAUAAAGGUCCACAUAUAGGAACCUUACGAACUUUCCCUUCGAUUACCAUUCCAACUAAUAUCAAAACCAUCAUACAUACACAAUUACUACAAAGGGUUCAUAAUGAAUUAGAAUGGUUGUCCAACCAUCUAUCAAAUCUAUCACCUCGGGCUGGAAUAUCAGAUUCCUCUCCUUUGUCCUCUUCUUCAGAUCCAAAUCUCAAGGAGAUAAGACAUAGACCGAUAUUAAGGAGGUUGAAGAGCCUUGAAGCUUCUCAUAUAAACAAUCAAAGUGGUCAUGGGCAUUCCCUAGCGCAGAUACAACGUGAAGGCGAGAUCAUAGCGUUACUGGAUAUCUCAGGUCUAUCCUCGACCUCGACCUCAAGCUCACCCUCUGGGCUCAUCUCAAGCUCAGCUUCGGUUUUGGAAGAUGCGAUUGAUAUCCCCCUCGUAUCGAUUCAAGGUAAAUCCAUACCCUUAUACAACCUCUCUACCUUAUUUCCUCAAUCGCUCCAUCAACAUCUCAACUCGAAUAUCAAAAAGGUCUUAUCCAUCCAACGCAAACUCAAAAGACGUACUACGAUGUCCCGUCCGAGAAUCCAAGGAGAAGAGAUGAGAUCCAAGUCGGAUCAUUCCAAGUCGGAUCAUUCAGAUGUAAUAGCUUUAUGCAACUAUCCUUCUGGAUCGUUCGAUCGUACACAGAAGCAAAGAGGUAUAGUCGGUAUACCGUUGUUUGUAGCUUUAUGGAGGUUGAGGUGUUUUAUAGGUCAAGGGUGGGUGGGUUGA
Messenger RNA from Kwoniella botswanensis, 1257 nucleotides. RefSeq lists its product as uncharacterized. Lineage: Eukaryota; Fungi; Basidiomycota; Tremellomycetes; Tremellales; Cryptococcaceae. The record is from RefSeq and is a predicted model, not a curated record. Bases 1 to 1257 code for a protein of 418 amino acids. The transcript is spliced from 4 exons.